AUGGAUGGUGUCUACGUUUCCGGUGCCCGUUUAAUCAAGAAUCUUCAGGGGUAUAAUAUUCCGCCCAGCCUAUUCCUUUUUGCUAGCCACCUUGGUAAUCCGCCGAUAGUGAACCUUAUUGCGUUCCCGUUGGCUUUUUUUCUGCACCCGGUUCUGGGGAUUCUAAACGACGACCGUCCGUACUGGUGGGUGAAAGAACAUUCGAAAACUGGUCUUCAACUUAAGCAUUUCCCGAUAACCUGUGAAACUGGUCCAGGUAGUCCCUCUGGUCAUUGUAUGGUGUCCGUUGCUGGAUGGUUGCCAAUUAUUCUCUUCAUUUGGCUCUGUUCUGUGUUUUGUGUUCCUGAUAUGUGUCGGUGUUGUGGCAACAAGUCGCCUCUACGUAGCGGCACACUUUCCUCAUCAGGAGCUGUUAUUGGCCUUUCUUUUUAUACAUGGACUCAAUCCUACACACAAAAGAACCAAUGUCUCUUUGAGAAUAAAACAUUCAAUGAAAUCCGACCGUCUUUACUGCUUUGUCCGCAGAACCUGGUUUUCAUUGCGGUUGGCUCGUUUAUAAUGAGCAAGAUUGUUGGCAUUGCGUUGUCACAUGUUGGCGUCGAUGUGCACAGGAGCUAUCGAUUUGCCUUGGACGCCUGUGAUCGUCCUGAAUGGAUUCACGCCUCAACAAGUAUUGACGCCUCAUACGCUCGAGUCAUGGGAGCUAUACUCGGCCUAGCUCUUGCUUUGGUGUUCCGUCCGCUGAUGCCACACUGCAGUCCAAGAUCCGCCGUGACGCUAAAGCGGCUGGUACUUUCAAGCGUAAUCUGCGCUAUAGCCUCAAGCGUUUUCAAAGCCAUUGCUCAAUUCAUCGGCUUUCAGCUUGCACGUUUUGCAAGCUAUAUCUCCGUUGACUCUGACACCCUUUUUCUCCUUUCCAUGGUUAUACAAAGCGCUGUCUGCCCUGUGAUCGUUGCACUUGUCUUUCCGAUAUGCUUCGCUCGAGCCUGUGUGCGCGACAACGCAUUCUUUGACCCUCAUUCUGCCUCUGACACUAGUGUCUCACACGAUGAGUCGCCGUCCGCUCCACUUGUCAUAGACCAUACCUCUGGUGCGUCGUCAUUAAAGUGCCGAAGAUCCCGUCCGACCUCCCGCCGCAGCUAA
Molecule: messenger RNA, 1143 nt
Organism: Mesocestoides corti
Lineage: Eukaryota; Metazoa; Platyhelminthes; Cestoda; Cyclophyllidea; Mesocestoididae
Source: the annotation of a GenBank genome assembly